This is a messenger RNA of Dinoponera quadriceps, 1586 nucleotides long. RefSeq lists its product as uncharacterized. The record is from RefSeq and is a predicted model, not a curated record. The transcript is spliced from 3 exons. The coding region runs from base 169 to 1287 and encodes 372 amino acids. NCBI's taxonomy places the organism in Eukaryota, Metazoa, Arthropoda, Insecta, Hymenoptera, Formicidae.
AUUACGCGCGUGUGACCUUUCAACGACAUAUUCGACGAGUGAUAACGUAUAACAGAUAAUGGCGAGCUUGGUGAAUAACUUAGUGAGGAGAAAACGCUUCGCGAUCUCGCGAUUUGUGCCAUUUGCAUUCUAAGAGGAGGGAGAGACGAUAUUAUUUUCCCUUUCGCCAUGGCCGACCCAGAUACCCGCGCGGCGCAUGGUCCGCAGCAGCGGAACGUCGACUUCAUAAGGGAGGAACUGAUACCGGAGAUGGUCCACAAGCGUUGUUUCUGCGAGCCCGGCUCCAGAGAAUUCAUCGAGUUCGAUUCCGCCGACGUGGAGCCGUUCGAUCUGGGGGUCGACUACAGAACGAGCACGUUCCACGAACUGUACCGUGUGACGGCGCGCGUGAAAUUCUCCGGCGAGACGUGCAGCUUCUCUCUCAUUGUCAAGCUGCCGAAAAAUUCCACCGGCUAUCCGUCCGGCUCGUCUCAGAACGAGGAUAUAUUCUACACGGAGAUGACACCCUACUACGGCACGGACGGCGUGCCGAAGUGUUACCUGUCCGACUUGGGUCGAUACGGCCGGCCGGUCGUGGUGUUGGAGGAUCUCGGCGCGCGAGGUUACGUGCGAACGGAUCGUAAAUUGGACGAGGAUCACCUGAAAUUGUGCGUUAAAACUCUGGCGACGUUUCACGGCAAGGGGCUGAAGCUGAAGGCGGAGGAGUUUGACAUCUUCCGGGAGUUCUAUGCGAAACUAUCCGACGCGUGCUUCGAUUCCAUCGUGCGGUGCCGCCGAAACGCCGCUAGGGUACUGGACGUCUUGAAAUUGUUACCGGAGCCGGCACUCGUCGAGAAAAUCAGAGGAAAACUGAGCGAGAGCCCGUUGGACGUAAUGGAAAGUCUGACAACGGAGAUCAACGACGUCUCGACCGUCUGCCACGGUCGUUUCUCGCGGGAUAACGUGUUGUUCAGAUACGAGAGCGGGAAGCCGUGCGACGUAAAGGUGAUCGAUUGGCAAACAAUGAGGUACUGCUCGCCAGCGAUCGAUUUGGGCCUCGUUCUCCUCGCCAACCUGCCCGACGACGAUGAACUAGCAAAAGCUGGGCCAUUCUGUCGGGAUAUUUUGCGGCUCUAUUUAGACACCGUGAAGCUCGAGUAUUCACAGGUGGCACGCGACCUCUUGGAACGAGAUAUUAUCGUCAAAUUGCUGUUUGCGUACAUCGUCUUGUGCACCGACGAGACCAUCGCGGACGACGAAUUGCUGGCGAUGUUGCGUGUACUCUGUGAUCUGGGUACUUUCAAUUAGAACCGUACCGUGGGUGGUAUCUAUUUGACCUUUUUCUAUUCUACACAUGGAGAAAAAAUAAUCCGCUGGCGCGGCGAAUUUUAUGCAGUACUUAUUAUUAUGCGAACAGAACGAUUUGUCAAGAGUAUUAAUCGCUAAUCGCUGGACAUAUUUUGUUGUGAGAGCAAAUUAGUAAAUGUAGGAAAACUAUUUUGUACUAACAGCAAAUUAACGUGUCCCAAAGACAAAUUCAUAAAACGUUCUAUCUUGACCAUAAAUAUGCUUCUGUUGUAAUUGCAUUAAUAAAAACGAUUCGCUAA